This is a messenger RNA of Drosophila novamexicana, 639 nucleotides long. RefSeq names its product M-phase phosphoprotein 6 (gene Mpp6). Lineage: Eukaryota; Metazoa; Arthropoda; Insecta; Diptera; Drosophilidae. Gene Ontology annotation, biological process: maturation of 5.8S rRNA. The transcript has a single exon. The record is from RefSeq and is a predicted model, not a curated record. Bases 138 to 632 code for a protein of 164 amino acids.
CGCAUUUUGCAACACUGUUGAUCUGUUGCCCAUCACUACUUUUGAUUUUGUUUUGCUCACACAUUCUAUUGGGGAACAACGUGCCUGUAGAUUUUUUUUUUUCGAAUAAUUGAAUAAUAAAGAUCAAAAAACAUAAAAUGCCUUCGAAAGUGAAGCCAAGACUUUCGCGCGGCGUGUUGGACAUGAAGUUCAUGCAACGCACCAAAGCGAAAGUGGCUAAGGAAGACGAUGACGAGCAGAGCCGCGCACUGUACUCCAAUGAACUGAACCAAAAGAUGCUCAAUAGCAAUUCAAAUUUUAUAAUCGAGCCAAGCUAUAGCAUAUGCGCCGGACUCAUCGAUGGUCGACUAAGUUUUCGUGGCAUGAAUCCGGAAUUGGAGCGUUUAAUGGAGCUGGAGCUGGCCGAAAAGCAGGGCAGAACGAGACCCGACCAGCCCAAAGAAGUUACCGACCAGGAGAUGGCCGAAGCUUACUAUGCGAAUCAAGCGCCGGCCGCAAGCAAAACGAUGAACAAAAAAUUCGCCACAAAAAACGAGUUUAACAAGCGCAAAUCCAAUGGCAAUCCAAAAUCGCAAAAAAAGCCGGAAUUCAAAAAGCCGCGCCAGGACGACGACGACGAUGAUGAUUCAUAAACUAUCA